GGGUGUCAAACAGAACCUAACACGGCAGCUCUACUGACUCUAGUCGCUCCCGUGCUCCCAGCCCUCCUGGCGGACGAAGCCGAGCACAGGGCCAUCCCGGAGGAGCGGAGGUCAUGGCUUUCAGUUUCACAAGUCCACAGUUCCAGCAGAAGAAAUGAUUGUCCAGGGGUCCAACUCCAGGUUAAUUACAGAAACUGACGCUUCGUAGUCUAAACCCCUUUGUGAGUUUACUGAAUACAAGAAGUAAUUUUGUUUUGGAGGGCUUUAAAUUUGGAGUAGGGAAAAUAAAAAUGACGACUUCAUCUAUCAGACGACAGAUGAAGAACAUUGUGAACAAUUAUUCAGAAGCUGAAAUAAAAGUCCGGGAAGCCACCUCCAACGACCCCUGGGGCCCAUCCAGUUCCCUGAUGACAGAGAUUGCAGACCUCACUUACAAUGUCGUGGCCUUCUCAGAGAUCAUGAGCAUGGUGUGGAAGCGGCUCAAUGACCAUGGCAAGAACUGGCGACAUGUGUAUAAAGCACUCACACUGUUGGACUACCUAAUCAAGACAGGCUCUGAGCGGGUGGCACAGCAGUGCCGUGAGAAUAUCUUUGCGAUCCAGACCCUGAAGGACUUCCAGUACAUUGACAGGGAUGGCAAGGACCAGGGCAUCAAUGUGCGUGAGAAGUCUAAGCAGCUGGUGGCUCUCCUCAAGGAUGAGGAAAGACUGAAGGCUGAGAGGGCCCAGGCUCUCAAAACCAAAGAGCGCAUGGCCCAGGUUGCCACAGGCGCUGGCAGCAAUCAGAUUACGUUUGGUCGUGGCUCCAGCCAGCCCAACCUCUCUACCAGCUACUCGGAACAGGAGUAUGGCAAAGCUGGGGGCUCUCCGGCUUCUUACCAUGGCUCCACUUCCCCACGGGUGACUUCUGAGUUGGAGCAAGCUCGGCCCCAGACCAGCGGAGAAGAGGAGUUACAGUUGCAGCUGGCACUGGCCAUGAGCAGAGAAGUGGCUGAGCAGGAAGAACGCCUCAGACGGGGGGAUGACCUCAGAUUACAGAUGGCACUCGAAGAAAGUCGAAGAGACACAGUUAAAGGUCCAAAAAAUAAAGAGAAGUACAGUUCCCACCCACAGCAGACUACUCUGUUGGAGUUAAUGGAUGCUCUCCCCAAUUCGGUCCCUAUGAGCCAGAAAGCAGAGGCUUGGGGCUUGGUACCCACAGCUAGCCAGACCAACCCUUGGGGUGGGCCAGCGAUCUCAGCAAGCACCUCGGACCCCUGGCCAUCAUUCGGUGCCAAGCCAGGGGCAUCUGUCUAUCCAUGGGGACUGCCCACGGAAGCCAGCACACAUCCAGUCUCCAAGGACUCAGACCCGUGGGUGGUUCCACAGCAGCCAGCCCUGAGUUCCAGGACAAGAACCUCUGACACCUGGGAUACAUCUUCAGCUGCCAAGCAAAUGUCUGCCUCUGGGUUCUUUGAUCUCUUCAGUAAUCUGAAUGGUACAAAUAAAGAUGACUUCUCUGAAUUUGACAACCUCCGAACUUCAAAAAAAACAGCUGAGUCCGCGGCUUCUCUACCAUCCCUAAACAACAGAACCAUCAGCCCCGACCCUUUCGACUCUCAGUCCCUGACCAUUGCCUCCAGCAAGCCCAGCAGUGCCCAGAAAACUCCUGAGUCCUUCCUGGGCCCCAAUGCGGCCCUGGUGAACUUAGAUUCACUGGUGACCAAGCCCACCCUACCAGCCCAGUCCCUCAACCCUUUCCUGGCACCAGGUCUAGCAGCAGCCUCAGCUCCCAUCAACCCUUUCCAGGUGAACCAACCCCAGCCACUGACAUUGAAUCAGCUUCGAGGAAGUCCUGUCCCAGCGCCCAGUACAUCUUUUGGGCCCAGCCCAGCUGUGGAUCCCCUGGCAAAUACCACGGUCCCUGCAGCUCCACCCUCAACUCUGAGCAGCAGUGGUUCCUCAUUGACCCCACUGGGCUCUGUAGCAAUGAAUGUGGUGGGCAACGCCAGCAUCUCCCCAUCCGCUGCAGCCCCAGCUUCUGGUACAACCAACCCUUUCCUCCUCUAGUGCACAGAUGUAGGACUGCCUGGAGUGGUGCUUGAAACUUCUGUGCCCAAAGGUGUGGAUGAGGACCGUGUGCUCCAUGGACUGUCUAUGAGCUCUGAAAGAUAAGGACAUCCCGCUCCAGAUGCCAGAGAACUGCCCUUGCAAUCCAGCUCUCUCAAGUUUCAGUCAUUGGAGCUUCACACAACCCAUGGGGCCUCAGUGCUCCUGUAGGCUGCAGUCUGCUCAGUCAGGGGAGGACCAGCUUGAUUCAGCUAUGGCUGCCUUCUCCCAAGCACCUACCCUGAUACCACUAGGGAUGUAUCUGCUGGACUCCUUGAGGCCCUCUGAGGAGGAAUAAAGUUGUCAGUGUUACUGAGCAACUCUUGGACCUUGGCAGCCACAGGCCACAGGCUGUGGCCUCAUCUCUGCCCAGGCAGGCUGGGCAUAGGUUGGAGGGAGCCUCUUGCCUGUCUGCAGACAAGGUGUCUUAGGAGUGGUUGUGCAUAUUUUACUUUAUUUGACUCACUUGUGAGUUCAAAUUAAGCACAAUCACUGUGGGGCAACUCUUUAAUUAAAUCCACUACAGCAAGUUUUAAAACUAACCUGAGUAUAACCCUGCUCUUUGGCUAUAUGCUUGUAUACAUUUGCACAUAUUUUGUUUAGUACAGUUUCAUAUUUGAGUUUGCAGAAUUAUCUAAUAAUCCUUUUUUGGCUAAUAUUUUUAUAGUGUGGUUCUUAUUUAAUUGUCUAGUUUUGAUAUAAUUGAUCAGGUCUGGCUGAAUUAAGAUAUUGGGCACGUUGUCAUUUUAAUAAUUGAAAUCCUCUUAUUUAUGGUUUUAACUCUAAGAAAAUUGUAAAAGGAGACAUUUGGGGUUGGGGAAUGCCUUACAGAAAAACUAGAGAAAUUUUUUCUGACUUUAUAAGGGAAAAAAUGAAUUUGAUUACAUACAAAAGAUUAUGUUUAUUUGAAAAAACCAAACCACAGCAACAAAAAAAGCUGGCUUCCAGUUGCCUUUUCUUUCAUUCUUUUUUGGUGAAUUCCCAAAUAGAUAAACUUUUAGCCUUUUUGGCUAGGUCCUGACAGAGAGGCUACUUUUCUUACUGACAUGCCAAUAUCUGAAAGAGAAAAACAAAUCUAAUAUAUGAAUGUGAUUUACCAGUUUUUAAUCAACUUUUUUUUUAAUUAAAGGCAUGCACAGAUUAACGAGGACUUUUGUUUACCAUGGAAUCUGAAAUUGCAACCUCUUUAACCCAAUGUGUUGGUUGAUGCUCGGGUUAAACACUCUCCCCCAGGCUGGGACAGGUUUGAAGGACCAGGCAGGCCCUGAUCCUCCCAUUUGCCCAUUCCUAAUACAUGUUGUUGACUUAAAAAUAAUGUUAUCUCUUACUUUGGAGAGGAAGGAAAAUGGAUUCCCAAACUGGGUAGAUGUUUAAAUAAGCAUCAUCAUCUCCGUCUUACAGCUUCUUGCCUUCCUCAUCCAUGCCCCUACCCACAUUCCCCAGUCAACAUAAAGACAUUAUUCAGUCACAUAUUAAGAUAACAGGAGGCCUGCUUCUCCCCACUUUAGCCCCUCCCCCUUGAGGAAGAGGCAGAGCUCUCCUUACCUUCUGAGGUAGUCUGACCCUCAGCAUGGGUCACAGGUGAGCUUCAAAAUGGUCUCUGGGCCUUGAUUCAGAGUUGCUUUAUCAAGCAAACCACCCUCUUAAAGCAUGCAUUAUGUUAGUUCUCUUGAAGUUCUUUCCACCCAUCACAAGCUGACCAGAGCCACUCUAAACUCUACCAGGUCACAUUGCCUAGAGUUCCUAACCAAACCAUCCCCUACCAAUCCAGGGCUGGACUAAGGUGGCAGGGCUCCUGGCAUUCUUCCUAUCUGGUUUUGUUCAAGAAUAGAGCAUCUGGUCUCCUGCCUGGAAAGAUGGGGGCACAGUAGGGUAUGGGGUAGAUUCCCUGAGAAGGUAUCUUUACCCAAGUGGUAUGGGACUUAGGCUGGCCUUAUAGACUGGCAAGCCUAACUUGACUACUUGGGUUAACAAUUCCAUGGUAACAAGAAUCUGACAGGGCUCAGAGGCCCCAACAUCUUAUUUAUCAUCUAUUACUACUAUUACCCUUCACCUGUCUUCUGUACCAGGUCCAGAAGCACACUGUCUCUAUCCUUACUACACCGAUCAUGAGUGUACAUAGCUGCUGAUGUCCCCGAUGAGCGUAGUGGGAGGAUCCCCAUGGGCCCCUCUGUACUAGGAUCAGUAGCUGGCUUUGAGCUUGUGUUGACUUGAUACUUUAUAAAGAACCCACAGCCUAC
Echinops telfairi (small Madagascar hedgehog) is the source of this 4327-nucleotide messenger RNA. It is a transcript of the gene EPN2, whose product is annotated as epsin 2. The transcript has 9 exons. Gene Ontology annotation, molecular function: phospholipid binding; clathrin binding. The coding region runs from base 291 to 2048 and encodes 585 amino acids. The record is from RefSeq and is a predicted model, not a curated record. Gene Ontology annotation, biological process: endocytosis. Lineage: Eukaryota; Metazoa; Chordata; Mammalia; Afrosoricida; Tenrecidae. Gene Ontology annotation, cellular component: endosome; plasma membrane; clathrin vesicle coat.